Molecule: messenger RNA, 1068 nt
Organism: Pochonia chlamydosporia 170
Lineage: Eukaryota; Fungi; Ascomycota; Sordariomycetes; Hypocreales; Clavicipitaceae
Exons: 1
Coding region: 1-1068 (355 amino acids)
Source: RefSeq, a predicted model, not a curated record
AUGGCAAAAGCACUCGGUCCAAACGACGCAACCGCCAGGACAGCCCAGCCCUUCCAAGCAUGGGACAUCAUCCGUCCUUCUCUCCACGCCCCUGGCGGACCAUGGGGAUGGACUCACUACGGCAUCUACAUCCCGCAUCUCCCCCAACCGUAUCAGUACCUCAAUGUAGUGAUACUAGUAAACCUAGUUGACCUCUCCAUCUUCAACCACGCCGAAUUCGCAGACGGACCCAAGGCGGUUGUCCAAAAUCCAGAACACCUCACCACUUUGAUGACCAGCACGGCCGCCAAACACCACCACUUUGUGCGCGGCUACAAUUCCAGUACAGAGUGCUCGUUCCCCGACUCAGGGACACCACUACGCUGGGGGGACGAAUUCACCAUGGAGUUUACGCCCUCACACAAGGCAACUAUCACGGGAUCCUUCAAACAAUGGGCGUACAAGCUCGAGGUCGACAUCACGCCCCAGGCAGUGUGGUUCAUAGCCACCUCUUUCUACGAACACUUUAGCCUGCCCAUAUCCGGAACGGCCACUAUAUCAGGAGAAGUAAUCCCCAUAUCAGGAUGUAUCGAAUACGCACGCUGCAAGCCCGCUCCCGGUCUACCGUUGGGGAUACACGCCAAGGUAGCCAGGUCGACGGACUACUUCAUCUACCACGUCGUGGAGGUUGACGACAGACAAAUUCUGUGGGGGGAGAUGCGCAACGCGUUCGUGCCGCCCCGGAAGUUUGUGUACGUGCGGACAGUGCCGGAUGGAAAGGUCAUGGCGGCGUAUACGACGGAGUUGAGUGUCGAGGUGACGGACGGAGGAGUGGUGACGGAUUCAAUGGGCAGGAGGACGAGGAUGCCGAGAGAGUUUAGGGCUAGCGUGGUGGUGGAGGGGACGGUGGUGCUUGAGAUAUUGGGGAGGGUGAGGACGGAGUUGAGGGAUGGGGCGGGGAGGGGGUUCGUGGGCGGGUAUGAUGCUGUUGUGAGAUAUGAGGGGAGGGAGAGGGGGGGAUGGGGGAUGUUUGAGUGGGUGGAUUUGGAGUUGCAGGAGGGGAGGGAGAAGGGGAGGGCGAGUUUGUAG